AUGGAAGCAGAGGUGGCGGCGGUGGCGGAGGGCGACGGGACAGCUGGAAGGACGAUAAGCUAUGAGGCCGGCAUUACGGCGGCGCUCCCCUCAACGCAAAGUCCUUCCACGUCCCCCGCAAUACACCCAACGCAACAGCCGCCGCCGCCGCAGCAGCGAUGCCUCCCUCGCACCUCCAUCGUCACCCACAGCGGCCUCAACUUCCAGGAAAGCGUCAACGAGAUCGGCGCCCACGUCUCGACCGGCGUGCCCCACCGACGCCCCUCCAACGACGUCGAGGCGCUCGUGAACGCGUCGGCGACGAGCGCGGUGACCGUGCCCGCUGCAGGACCCUACGCCGUCGCGUACCGCACACCGACGAUGGCUACGGCGAAUACAACGAUGACUACGACGACCAACAAGAAUGAUGAUGAUGAUGACGGCCCCUCGCCUCCGCAGCUGCAGGCCACAUCGAAUGCCGCCUCCACGCCUCUCACCACGGCACAGGCGCGGCUGCGCACCCGAAGCGUCGACCUCUCCACCGCUCUGACUUUAAGUCAGUUCCAACACUACCACGAGCAGCAGCAGCGGCGUCAGCGGAGGCAGCGGGCAGCGACGGCAGCGGAGCCACCGCAGACGCUGCUGCUACUGCGUGGUGAUGCUGUCGAUGAUGGCGGCGGCGGCGGAGGACCUCCACCUCCGCGGAUGUUCUCUACGCAAGCUUCGGGACACGGCACGCCGACAUUUGCACCGGAGCUCGCAGCGUCCCGCGGCACGGCGAGCGGUGGGACCGGCAUCGUGGCAUCCCUCGAAGAUGCUGCGGCUGCGGCUGCGGCGGCAGAUGACGACUCGGGGGAGCCGGCGCCGCGCUCCACCCGCGCGUCGGUUUUUAUUUUUCCCGACAUCGGAGAAGGCCGGACCGCCGGUCAGACGGAGGGUGCCGCGGAGGUGACGAACGUGGCCUGCACGGAGGCCCCCAUUCUUACUUCGACAAGGAGUACGGCGGUGAGCGCGCGGCAGACGCUGCCGGUUCCCGUCGAGCAGGAGGGCAGAAUCGGGAAAGCAACGUUGCAGCAGCCGUCGAUUGUGCCAGAGAAGCACACGCCGUCUUCCCUUGUGGCGGACUUGGCGGCGAGUGCGCAGGCGAUAGAGAGCGGGGCCGAGAAUCAACCAUGA
Messenger RNA from Leptomonas pyrrhocoris, 1155 nucleotides. RefSeq lists its product as hypothetical. Bases 1 to 1155 code for a protein of 384 amino acids. NCBI's taxonomy places the organism in Eukaryota, Euglenozoa, Kinetoplastea, Trypanosomatida, Trypanosomatidae. The record is from RefSeq and is a predicted model, not a curated record. The transcript has a single exon.